AUGGCGAAAUCCAGAAAGCGAGGGAACACGAAUACGUCAAGACGAGGCCCGGCGCGCUCGCAUGUUCUAUUCGUUUCCAUCCUCGCUGGCGCGGUUGGUAUAAUAUGCUUCUACAUAUUCAGAUAUGACUGGGCGCGAAAGUUAUGGUCGGAGCACUCAGUAGAGGAUGGAGGCUUUCUCGAAGUUACGCAGCUUCCGGGAAAGGGCAUGGGUUUAGUCGCUUUGAGGGACAUCGAACCAGGCCAGCUACUCAUCCGCGAGAAGCCUCUCUUUACAGUCCCCUCUCAAAUCUCUUCAUCGCCGGCGAGCUUGAUCUGGACAUCUCUCGCCCGCGUGACCCCCUCUGAACGCGAUGCGUUCCUCAACCUCUCAUAUGUGCACUUUCCCCCUCACUUGAGCCCCGAAGACCAUCCCGAAGAGGUCGCACUCGCAAUAUUUCAGACCAACGCAGUCAGCGCCGGCGAUAAUGUUGGUAUAUUUCCGCAGAUGGCUAGGUUGAACCACGGCUGUUCAAGCGCUUUCAAUGCUGUUUACUCUUGGAGAGAGUCUGAAGGAGUAUUGGUUGUACAUGCAUUGAAGGAAAUCCGUAAGGGCGAGGAACUGCUGACGACGUAUACGGAUACAAAGCGACCCCGGCGUCACCGAAGAGAAUAUCUCUCAACGCAAUAUGGCUUUUCGUGUACCUGUGCUGUGUGCUCUCUUCCAUCUCAACAAUCUAGGGCAUCCGAUCGACGCCUAAACGCGAUGGUUGAUAAGUAUCAGCGACUGUCGACAUGGGCUCAAGGCUCCAUUGGCAAAGAUGAAGCAAUCAAGCUAACGAACGAGAUCUGGGCGCUUGGAGAGGAGGAGGGAUAUUGGAGUGAGCGAGGGAGGUUGGCAGCUGACGCCGCUUGGGUUGCGGCGGCUCAUUCUGACAUCGACGCAAUGAAGGCAUGGGCGCUUAGGGCGAAGACAUGGUAUUCGCGAGAGCUUGGCAGUGAUAGCAAGCAAGCGCAAGAGAUGGAGUCUAUUCUGGAACGACCACAAUCUCAUCGUGCUUGGGGGACGCGUUCGUCUACGAAAGGUUGA
Messenger RNA from Pleurotus ostreatus (oyster mushroom), 1068 nucleotides. RefSeq lists its product as uncharacterized. The transcript has 7 exons. Gene Ontology annotation, molecular function: protein binding. The coding region runs from base 1 to 1068 and encodes 355 amino acids. The record is from RefSeq and is a predicted model, not a curated record. Lineage: Eukaryota; Fungi; Basidiomycota; Agaricomycetes; Agaricales; Pleurotaceae.